Bemisia tabaci is the source of this 822-nucleotide messenger RNA. It is a transcript of the gene Obp19c, whose product is annotated as Odorant-binding protein 19c. NCBI's taxonomy places the organism in Eukaryota, Metazoa, Arthropoda, Insecta, Hemiptera, Aleyrodidae. The record is from RefSeq and is a predicted model, not a curated record. Gene Ontology annotation, molecular function: odorant binding.
UGCGGUGGACCUGGGUAUCCUCAUAUAAAAGCAGAAGAUCUUGGCCUCCACACGUAUUCUAAAAACCUGAGUGAUCUGUGAAGUAAGCUUUACCAGUGUUAACAUGAAAUCUUCCAUUGCUGUUUUAGCCGUUCUUUCCGUUUUCGCCUGUGUCCAGGCGCAAGACGCGAAGCAAAAAGUAGCGGCGGUUGCGGAGAAAUGCAAAACAGAGGUUCGUGGAGGCCACGAUGUCUUGAAGAUCGUUGGUACAUCCGAGCUUCCGAAAACCGAAGAACAACGAUGUUUCUUGGAGUGCGUUUACAAAAACUUGCAACUGAUCGUCGACGACAAGUUUGCCGAGCCCGGGGCUAAGAGGCUGAUGAUGAUGAAGUACGGAUCGAACCCUGAUCAACUCAAAAUAGCCCAAACUGAAAUCGAAACCUGCGCCAAAGAAGUGAAACCAACCGCGGGUAUGAAGUGUUCCUUGGCCCACAACAUUCGUCAGUGUUUUGCCAAGGAAGGGCAAAAGCACAACUUUUACAUCAAGGCUUGAAAUAUCUAGAACUGCAGUACUGACGAUGCCUGACCUCAUGACUGCCUCUGCAUGCACUUCAGAGGACCGGAGGAACCUAUUCCUAGCGACAUUUUUCAACCUUUUACAUUAAACAUCCAACCCUCGUCUACACUACCUAUAUCUACCUAUAGAUCUAGAAUACAAUCUAGCAUACAUCAAUUGAGACAGAAUGAAUAAAAAUCUGUCGCAAUAAAAAACAUUUCUCGGUCGAAAAACUAUCUAUCCAGGCUGACCUUGCGUUUUAAUACUUUAAAAUAACCGCCUGAAAA